AUGGCGGCUUCUUCCUCGCCGGAUUCUUUCGACUAUAUCAUCGUCGGCGGAGGCACCGCAGGCCUCGUCCUCGCUUCCCGACUCACGGAAGACCCCAAAGUCCAGGUACUCGUCCUUGAGGCGGGUGAGGACCUUGGAGCCGACCCUCGAGUCAAUGUCCCUGCCAUGUGGGUGGAGCUAGCUGGCUCCUCCGCCGACUGGUGCUUCAAGACCACGCCCCAGCACGGGCUUGGCGGCCAUCAGAUGGGAAUUGCCCAGGGCCGCCUGUUGGGAGGCUCAAGUGCACUGAACAGCAUGAAUUUUGUCGUCAGUGCCAAAUCCAACAUCGGCCAGUGGGCGGAGCUUGGCAACACAGGUUGGGACUGGGCAACCCUCUCAGCGUCUCUCCAGAAAGUCUACACCCUUCACGGACAGAGCGGAACCUCAGUAGAUGAAAGUGCUAGUAGGUCGGUCCAAGUUCCAGUCCCAGAUGAGGACAGCAAGUGGCCGCAAGUCUGGCGAGAAACGAUCGCUGAACUUGGCUUCCCGGCGCACAAUCACCCAUUGUCAGGCACCAUAAGCGGUGCUACGCGAAGCUAUGCCUGCACCGCGUACCUCAAUCCUGCAACAUCGCGACCAAAUUUGACCGUGUGGACGUCGGUCCUGGUCGAGAAGAUCCUGUUCAACCCGAGCACUGAGGAUGGUGGUGAUCCUAUCGCUGCGGGUGUUCAGUACGCCCGGACCAAGGACGACGAAGUUGCUUCGGUUCAAAAAGUUGUUGGAGAUGCAGCCCGGCUUGAAUCAGUCUGUAUUCCCGUUGUCGUCGACAACCCGUUCGUUGGCGAAAACCUUCAGAAUCAUCCUGUUGUUCCCCUCUCGUUCGAGACUAUCACGGGUGAAGGCCUCCAGACUAUCGAUGGACUCAACCGCCAGGAUCCAGCCGCUCUCGGUGCCGCCAUGGAGGCAUACGGGCGACAGACUGGACUCCUUUCCAAGUCCAAUGGCAACGUCAUGGCGCACAUGCCCUUCCCAAAUAUCGCCACGGAAGCAGGCAAGCGUGAGCUGGAGAUGAUACUCAGCAGCGCUUUUCCGACAUCAGAUACAGGUGCCACCAAGACAGCUCCCACGUACGACGAGAAACUCAAGUCGUACGUUCGGUCUGUCCUCAAGUUUGCCGACGAGUCGUCCGCUUUCUACAUCACAGUUCCAGGCUGGGCAUCUUACACUCCUGACGGAAGCUGGGAGCCGAUCCCUCCUGGCAACGAGACCUACUUCUCCAUCCCCGUGCUGCUCGCUCACCCCUCUACCGACGACGACGACCAACCCUCUGACCUGGGGCUCGAAAUCAACCCGAAUUAUCUGGCUCAUCCACUCGACGUCGAGAUCCUGGCCCGACACGUGCAAUUUGUGGAGUCAGUAAUGGCAGCCACAGCCACGCCGCUGGCAAAGAGUCUCAACCAGUCCGAGGGCGCCAAGAGAUCUUCAGCCCUGCCGCCUGGUCCACGAGCAUUUGCUGGCGACGAAGGACUUGACCUCGCACGUAAAUAUGUCCGUGAGAGUGCCGUGGUGUACGGAUGUCGCAACCUGCGGGUGUGCGACGCCAGUGUGAUUCCGUUGGCUACACGCGCAAACACCAUGGCCACUGUAUAUGCCAUUGCCGAGAGAGCAGCCGAGAUCAUCAAGUCGGGCAUUUGA
Molecule: messenger RNA, 1674 nt
Organism: Cryphonectria parasitica EP155
Lineage: Eukaryota; Fungi; Ascomycota; Sordariomycetes; Diaporthales; Cryphonectriaceae
Product: alcohol oxidase
Exons: 6
Coding region: 1-1674 (557 amino acids)
Molecular function (GO): oxidoreductase activity, acting on CH-OH group of donors; flavin adenine dinucleotide binding
Source: RefSeq, a predicted model, not a curated record